GUCCCCGUGGGUCACCGGGACCCGGCCCAGCCGCGCGUCCCCCGCUCUGUCCGCUCUGUCCGCUCUGUCCGCUCCGCCGCCAUGGAGUUCCCGUCCGCUCUGUUCCCCUCCUACUUCGGCGCCGGCCCGCCGCGGGAGGAUGGCGGAUCGGCGCUGGUCGCCGGCUGGGGCGAGCAUGGGCAGGUGCUGGAGGCUGGCCCCGGCCGCCGCCAGGCUCAGCCGGCCUUCGUGCCCCGCCGCGGCGCGACGGGCGAGAGGUGGGAAGCCGCCGACGCUGCGGCCGUGCCGGUGCUGCUGUCCAGCGCAGGCUGCUGGAUUCCCUCACCCGCACCGCAAGACAUCCUGUAUCGCAGCAGCCUGUGCAAGAAGCUCCGGGUAGGCAAGUCUGGAGCCACUUUGGACUUUGCCAAGCAGCUGGGCCAUUUCUUUGUGGAUCACCCAGAAGAUGCUUUUGGCUCCCUGGGGCGUCUGCUACACAAGAACUUCUACCUGGGCAACUCCAAGCUGAAGAGACCAGCCCGGAAYAGCACCAUCCGGAUGACAGCCCUGGUGGAGGACAUCGACCGCCUGGAGGCCCGACGUGGCUGCCCCCGGCAGCACUUGGCCUCCCGCCUGCGCUGGUUCUCGCACCUCUGCCGUGACUGGCUUUUUGAGGUGCCACUGGGGGUGCUGGCAGACUGCUUGCAUGAGGAGCUGAUGCUACAAUGGUCCAACCUGCUCUUCGACGACAGCCUCACCGGCGGGGCUCUGGCCUGGCUGCCGCUCGGAGAUGGGGGGACACCCGUGGGCYGCCUGGUGCACCCCGGCGGGCAGGCCAUGAACCACCUGUAUUUCCAGGAYGUGGUGCUGGAGGAGCUGCCCCGCACCCGGGGCUCCCCAGCGCAGUUUGAGCUCAAUGGGCGUGUACGGCAAGUGGCUGCAGCCCGUGUGGAUGGGGAAGAUUUUGUUGGGGUCCGCUCAGAUUAUCACUGUGGUGUUUGGAGGGUGCCAGGCAGGGCAGGGGCUGCUCCCACCCCACUACAGGUGAUCCGCACUGAUGUGCCUGCCUCCUGCCUCACUGUCAGCCCUCACCUUCCCGGGGAGCUGUCCGUCUGCACUCAGAGCGGGACCGUCUACCUCUGGAACRUCGAGACAGGGCUGCAGCAGCUGCGCUAUGACCCCCAGACCAUGUUCUUUCGUGACCAUUCACCCUGGCGCUGGAGUGACUUCACUGCUCACCCACGGGUGCUGAGCUGUGCUGACCGCACGGGUCUGCAGUGCCUGGAUGCCCGGGCUCCCAAGAGAUGCCACUUUGACUUGUUCAAGGUGGGCGAGGAAGCCAACUGCCAGCAGGGCGAGCGUGUGGUGCUGCCCAUGUACCUGGGCAGGGCUCACCCCUCACAGUACCUUGUCACCACCCAGUUCUCGGUGUACAUCCUGGAUGAGCGAUUGCCACUGGUGCCCAUUCUGAAGUGGGCACACAUGAUGAAGGCCCCUCCGCUCUUUGCCCAAGUGAUGCCAGGGARCCCUGGGAGGAGCCACAAGGUGCUGCUUGGCGCAUCCCGCACCCAGGAGCUGUUGCUGUUGCAAUACCGGGGGGGCAGCCAGUCAGCCUGUCAGCUAGCAGGGACUCCGCAGAAGCUGCACAGCAUCGCAGGGUGCCUGCAGCACCUGCCCACCCAGCUCCCACACCACUACCACCUGCUCCAGCAGCGCCUCACAGCCCCGGCUACAGGUCUGGCUGCCACACUGCAGGAGGAUGGACCGCACAAGUCCAUGCUGGUUUUCCAGCUCUCUGAGGCUGGGGAUGUCUUCUGCCAGAGACUGACCCACAAGGCAAUACAGCCCCCUGCACCCCCAUCAAGGGACGAGGCCACAGCAGCCCCCGGCUCUUCCCCUCUCUUUGAGGCUCCAGCCAGCAGCCCACAGGGCUUGGGUGGUCAGGAAGAAGAGGAGGAAGAGCAAACAUUCUACUUGUCCAACCUGGAGGUGAUUAUCAAUGAGGAGGAGGAGGAGGAGGAAGCCAUGAGCACACCAGCACCCCUGGGAGAAGCUGAACUCCCACRGGAGCCCUGUGCCAGCCCCCAGCCUUCCCCGGCAGUGCCCAGCCCAGCAGCAGCCCUGCGGUACCGCCGCUGGCUGAGGGCCUUUUCCAGGGCCUGCAGGGAGCCCCUCCGGCACACCUGGCACCCCAGCCUUAGCCAGAGGCGCCUCUUCACCCGCAGAGAUCUGGAGGGGCCAGCAGGCCCCAGCACCCUGCAGCAGCAGAUGCGCCAGCGGCUGCGCCAGGCCAUGCRGGAAGGGGGCCGCAUCCAGUGCUGGGAGCAUUCAGCUCUCCAGCCCCCUCCCCUGCCGCAGACUCUGGAGCUGGCAGAGGGUCUGGACCCCCUGAGCACCCGUCUAGAAGCAUCCUGGGCUGGGGACUGGGACAGGUGGUGGGAGGAAAGGACAAGCUUCAGUGUGGCACAGAGACAGCGAGCACUGCGGGAGCGGCGGCGGAGACAGAAGCGAGCCCGGGGCCACCGCAGCCUUUCAGCCAGYUUCACCUCCUCCCUCACCUACCAGUCAGAGCUGUCCGAGAUGAGUGAUGCAGGCCCCACACUGCUGUCCCCCAGCCGUCCACCCAUUUUCUCCCAGGAGGGCUCCCCGCCAGCUGGCAGCCCCCCAGUUCGCAGUGCUCCGACCUCACCAGCGCCUGAAGAAGCCCUGCUGUCCUCACAGAGCCUGCGCUGCCGCGGCAUCCCCAAGGAACGGCGGAAAACACUACGGGACUACCUGUCAGUGUUGGCCGAUGGGCCMCCUGAGCCCCCAGAGCCCCUUGGCAGCCAGGCCAGCCAGCUGUUCAUCUCUUCCUCCCAGAGCCAGAGUCAGAGUCAGAGCCAGAGCCAGCUGUCCUCUGCCUCGCAGCCCCGCCGCAAGCGCCCACGAAUGGGCUUCUGAGUGCAAAUAAACUGCGUGGCACAGCCUCCCACCCGGGGUCCUCAAGUGUUU
Malurus melanocephalus (red-backed fairy wren) is the source of this 2970-nucleotide messenger RNA. It is a transcript of the gene TAF1C, whose product is annotated as TATA-box binding protein associated factor, RNA polymerase I subunit C. Lineage: Eukaryota; Metazoa; Chordata; Aves; Passeriformes; Maluridae. Gene Ontology annotation, cellular component: fibrillar center. Bases 82 to 2919 code for a protein of 945 amino acids. The record is from RefSeq and is a predicted model, not a curated record. Gene Ontology annotation, molecular function: RNA polymerase I core promoter sequence-specific DNA binding; protein binding. The transcript is spliced from 14 exons. Gene Ontology annotation, biological process: transcription by RNA polymerase I.